CGCUCCGGCUCCCGGGGACCCUCGAGUUACCACAACAGAACGGAAAGCUCAGAAAUAGACCCAAGGAAGCAUGUAUGCAAGAGAAGAUUUGCUAUUUGUGAUGGUGUGCUUCCUUCCAAAGUAUGGGGAAACCUGGCGCUAGAGGCGCCCUUUUGGAACUCCAAAGAUGGCUGCCCAGUGUGUCACGAAAGUAGAGCUGAAUAUUUCCUGUGACAACCUUCUGGAUACAGAUAUAGGGUCCAAGUCGGACCCUUUGUGUGCGCUGUUUUUGAAUACAAGUGGUCAACAGUGGUAUGAGGUUGAACGCACGGAAAAAGUUAAGAAUUGCUUGAAUCCUAAGUUUUCUAAGACAUUUAUUAUUGAUUACUACUUUGAAGUGGUUCAGAAACUGAAAUUUGGAAUUUAUGAUAUUGACAACAAAACGGUUGAGCUGAGCGAUGAUGAUUUCUUAGGAGAAUGCGAAUGUACUCUCGGACAAAUUGUAUCCAGUAAGAGACUCACCCGACCACUGGUGCUUAAGAAUGGCAAGCCUGCAGGAAAAGGGAGCAUUACGAUUUCAGCUGAAGAAAUAAAAGAUAACAGGGUGGUUUUAUUUGAAAUGGAAGCCAGAAAACUGGAUAAUAAGGAUCUAUUUGGAAAGUCAGACCCGUAUCUGGAAUUCCACAAACAGACAUCUGAUGGAAACUGGCUGAUGGUUCAUCGAACAGAGGUUAUUAAAAACAACUUAAAUCCUGUUUGGAGACCUUUUAAAAUCUCUCUUAAUUCCUUAUGCUAUGGAGAUAUGGACAAAAUCAUCAAGGUAGAGUGUUACGAUUAUGAUAAUGAUGGGUCACAUGAUCUCAUUGGAACAUUUCAAACCACCAUGACAAAACUAAAAGAAGCCUCUAGGAACUCACCUAUUGAAUUUGAAUGUAUAAAUGAAAAAAAGAGGCAAAAGAAAAAAAGCUACAAGAAUUCAGGUGUUAUCAGUGUGAAACAGUGUGAGAUUACAGUAGAGUGCACAUUCCUUGACUAUAUCAUGGGAGGAUGUCAGCUGAAUUUUACUGUGGGAGUGGACUUCACCGGCUCCAAUGGUGACCCAAGGUCUCCGGACUCCUUGCAUUAUAUCAGCCCCAAUGGUGUUAAUGAAUAUUUGACUGCUAUCUGGUCUGUUGGACUGGUCGUUCAGGAUUAUGAUGCUGAUAAGAUGUUUCCAGCUUUUGGAUUUGGUGCUCAGGUGCCUCCGCAGUGGCAGGUAUCGCAUGAGUUUCCAAUGAACUUCAAUCCAGCCAAUCCUUAUUGUAAUGGAAUCCAAGGCAUUAUAGAGGCAUAUCGGGCAUGUCUUCCCCAGAUCAAACUCUAUGGACCAACUAAUUUUUCUCCAAUCAUCAAUCACGUGGCCAGGUUUGCUGCUGCAGCCACCCAACAGCAGACGGCUUCUCAAUAUUUCGUGCUCUUGAUCAUCACUGAUGGUGUCAUCACAGACCUUGAUGAAACCAGACAAGCCAUAGUCAAUGCUGCCAAAUUGCCCAUGUCCAUCAUCAUUGUGGGUGUGGGAGGAGCUGACUUCAGUGCCAUGGAGUUUCUGGACGGUGAUGGUGGAAGUCUCCGCUCCCCAUCGGGGGAGGUCGCCAUCAGAGAUAUUGUCCAGUUCGUGCCUUUCAGACAGUUCCAGAACGCUCCAAAGGAAGCGCUUGCUCAGUGUGUCUUGGCAGAGAUUCCCCAGCAGGUGGUGGGCUACUUCAACACAUACAAGCUCCUUCCUCCCAAGAAGCAAGCUGCAGCAUAAAAGGAGCUGUGCCUACCUCAACAGAAUCCUUGCGCUAUGUGGAGCAAGGGCAUCUCUCACCCAACAUCGUAAUCUGCUGUGCUGCAUGCAUAUCACAUGUUACGCUCUCAGCAUUUGCAGUUCUCUGUAUCGUGUCUGUUACAUAAAUUUUGUGCUUUCUGGGGGGACGGUGCGAAAUCCACCUUUGCUGUGAAUUUAAUGGUUGCUAAUGAUUUAUGGUAAUUGCAGUGAGACUAUUUGAAUGAGAAAUUAGUGUGGGGAAAGCUGAUUUUGUUGCUGUUGACUUUCAUAGGAUGAAAAUGUUGGUUUAAGAUGUUUCCUAGUAGAAAGAAUGCAAUUCCUGGGAUGGUGUUAUUUGCCACAUGUUAUUUGCAGCGAAUGUUUUAUGUGCUGAUGUCCAUACCUGAUUGUGAGAGCUUAACAUUGAUGCCAUUUAACUUGUUCUUUAAUCUUGAGUCUAGUCCUUUUGUUUUGGGGGCAGAAAUUGCUCUUAUAUGGUACUUGUUUGGUUGCCACAAUUUAAUCACUGCACAGUUUAUAAAAUGAUAUGUACUCAGUUGAGAUCUCAUGAAAAAGAAAGGCGCAGGCAGACUUUAAAACACAUAGUCAACAAGUAAAAAGCACCUCAUUUGAGGAAGCCGCUUUCUAUUGCCUUUCUUGAUCUUUCAUUUUUAUUACGAUUCAUUUAAUUGGCUGAACGCAACUCUUGGUUUUCUGUAGAUGAGUGUAUCAUACAUAGGUUGUCAUGAAUUCCACAUUAUUAGAUUAUUUUAAUUGCAGUUUGUUAAAGUGGUUCAGACUGCUUUAUCCAAGAAAGCUGCAAGAAAUGAAUUUCCGAGUUCCAUUUCCUUCUAAUAAUGAAAGAUUUACUUAUAAAAUAAACAGUUUCUAUCCAUUCCUUGCUAAUGUGCCAUACAAAUUUAAAUAUGUUCUCCUUUAUAGAAGAGCAGGGUUUUUUUUUUUUUCUGAUUUUAAGCUCAUAAUACAGGUAAUCUACUAAUAAAAGUGAUAUUUUAUAUUUUGAUAAUGUAUUGCUUUCUACAUGCAGAUGUAUUCUAAUAAGCAUACCUGGUGUAACUACAAAAAAAAAAAAAAAAAGAAAAAAAGAAAGAAAGAAAAGAAAAAGCUAACAAAGAUCAAGACCAAAAACCCUUUUCCAGCUGUUACGGUAGGAUACAGUGGCUUCAUUAUGCUUUUUUUUUUUUAAUUUUUUCCUUCUUAUUGUCUAGGACAUAUUACUAAGUGAACAUUGUAGAUUUCAUAACAGAUUUUGUAACAUUUUAUUGGCCACCUGUGGGAGCCAACCCUGUGCAUAUGCAUAUUUUGCUCAAUUCUCAUUAACAAUUUAGCAGGACGAUUGAGUGUUUUAUCGCGUUUUCUGGAGUGAAUGCACACAAAAACCCGCAUUAUAACCCACGCCUCUUGGUCUCUGCUAUGACCAAAGGAAGUGAGCUGUGACCCAUGAGCAGCUUUCAUUCUCCAGAAGCAGCUGGUUGCCAAAGUUUGACUCAGGAGGGAUCUCCCUGCCACCCUGGCUGCUUGGCCCGGGGGAGCAGUUGCCACUUCCCCAGUGGACCAUUUAGCCUCUGAACGUAUGCUGUCCGACUAAAGACACCUAACUAGCAGUCUGCUCCUGCAGAGCGUGGCUUGCUAGUCAUUGUAAUAGUGUCAGUAGAGGGGUAGAACACUGAGCAGUCCUGCCAUUGUUUGGAGCUGAUGCAGUCCCAGACGUGCCCAUUUGAUGCCCUGAAUGCCUGGAAGCAGCUUGAGUAGGUUGCUGUGAUUUUCCCAGUUCUCUUUUUAUAUACCCCUAACAUUUAAGAAAAUGGCUUACGCAUGUUCUCAAGGUGUGAUGCAACAGAUUAGACGCGGAGUUCUUUCUUUGCUGCUGGGGCAGGUGUCGCUUUGCCUGACCCUGUUUAUGCAGCUCCUCUGUAGCACUCCUGACUCCUGCACAGGGCCUUGGGAACUGCUGCUCAUGAGCUGUUGUUUUCUCUUGGCCCCAUAUGCACCUUGGUGGGCUUGGUUUUGCCUUCAUAAUUGUAUGUUCUGAUUUUGCCCAAUUCUUCCCUUUUGAAAAGGCGUUUUGUAAAAAAAAAAAUUUAUUCAGCCUUGAUCAGGUUCAUAACUAGAUGUUAUUAUUCAUAAGAGCUGUGAUUCUAGGAAAUUAGGAUAAUUGUUGCCCUUUCCUCAGUUUUGAAUGAAAGCAUUUAUAAUUUCUAAAUCAUCAUUUAAAAAAAUUCUUAGAAUUUCAACACUUGACCUUAUCACAUCCUGAUCUGUUUUUAAAUUAAAAUAAUCUUUUGCCACCAUUCAUUCAACUGCCAUUUAUUUUUUUAAAAACACUUAAAGGAAGUUUAACCAAAUUGACUUUCACGUCUCAUGUAAUGAGAUGUAUUACAAAUAUAUAUUGGAGUGACUAUACCCUGGAAACAUGUAAUGUUCUCACAUAACCUGUACUGAAAAAGUGGCACACCAGCUAGUUCAGUUCUCAACUUAUGGUUAGAUCUGAAAUUGUAAGACCAUGAAAAAUGUUAAGUGUGAUUGGGGAUUGACACCUGUCUGUUUUGGCAGUACCUUGGGCAAGGCAGCUUUCUGAGGUGCUUUAAUCCCACUGCUGCUUAUGAUAUAUUAUGACUGCACUUUGCCUCUGAAUUUGCAAAUUUCCUGGACCGUCGUAUUAGGUAGGUCUCACCUAGUCUCAGUAAGUGCAUAGUUGACCAUUGUGGAAGGGACACACAAGCAAAACCAUAAAUUUGAUGAAAUCAUGAAACUCCUGUGUCUAAAUGAAUAUCAUACUUGACAAUACAUGCAUGUGUUACUAAUAUAUGAACUUAUAUUACAUAUAUCUCCCAUUUGAAUUCCCUCUGUAUAAAGUGAUUUCUUGAUAUGACACAGUUGUCUCUUGGUUGUAUUUUCAUUCUUUCUUUACAUAUUAUUGGAAAAAUGGAAAAAUUAAAAAUAAA
Ochotona curzoniae (black-lipped pika) is the source of this 4734-nucleotide messenger RNA. It is a transcript of the gene CPNE3, whose product is annotated as copine 3. The coding region runs from base 167 to 1768 and encodes 533 amino acids. Gene Ontology annotation, cellular component: plasma membrane. The record is from RefSeq and is a predicted model, not a curated record. Gene Ontology annotation, molecular function: receptor tyrosine kinase binding; calcium-dependent phospholipid binding. Gene Ontology annotation, biological process: cellular response to calcium ion; ERBB2 signaling pathway. NCBI's taxonomy places the organism in Eukaryota, Metazoa, Chordata, Mammalia, Lagomorpha, Ochotonidae. The transcript has 16 exons.